AUGAAUCGCAUGCCUCCUCCAGAAGGGCCCCAUGCGCCUCCGGGAACGCAUCCUAGCUACGAACCCUCAUGGCGCCCUCCAUACACUCCGUCCUUCGACCACCCAGCCGAUUCCCGCCGUCCCUCGUCGACCCAGGCGCCUAUUCCAAGCUAUUCAGUGAUGCCAGGUCGCGAGCUACCCGGGUUAUCGCCAGACGGGCCUUACCACCGUCCCAAUGGUCUCCCACCGCACGCGCCCGUACAUUCCCCGCAAGAUCCAACCCCCCCUCAUGGUUUCCGCCAGCCAAUCAACGGCGCCCCGCACGAGGCUUCACCGGAAUAUCGUCCUCGCAUGUCCUAUCCGCCAGCCGAUCAGAUCAGUAGCGCGGAGCAUACACCUUCGGCGGGCCCGUUACCUCCAGCUUCACAAUUCAUGACCCCCGGCCCGGCAAUGGCCCCAGCGACCCCGGUGGGUGGCUAUGAUCCGUACUAUAACCAGAAUCAGGCGUAUGGAGCGCGUCAACGAAAAGCGGCUCGUGCCCAGCAGGCCUGUGACCAAUGCCGCGCAAGGAAAGCCAAGUGUGACGAAGGACGACCGUUUUGCAGUCAUUGCAAAGAGAAUAGCCUGACUUGUGUCUACAAGGAAGUGCCUCCUCACAAGCAAGAGAAAAGCACGCAACUUUUGAUAGAUCGGAUCGUGCACCUGGAGGACACUUUGGUUACGAAGAUUGAUUUGCUAUCCGCUGCUUCCCAAGGGCACGACGGUUUGCUUAGAGAAUGGCUUCAGAAGUCCAACCCAACAUCCACGUGGGCUGGCAAAGAUCGCUCGCACCUACCACCAGUGCCGCCGGCGCCUGUUCCAGAGCCGGUUCUCAAGCAAGAGCAACAACCUACGCCUUCCAUGCUCCCCAAAAAUGGUGUCGCAGUCCUAGAUCCUGGUAGUCAGGAUGUGGGCACUUCACAUUACGGCCAAAAGCUUGGACCUGUGGAGGUCUUCGAGGAUGCAAAGAAUGAGCAGGAGGGCGAGCUUUCGAUUCCUGUGGAACACACCACUGCUGCUCAUAAGCUAUUGAUGUGGCCCUCGAUCAAGAAAUUGCUUUACCCCGAGGUAUAUGACGAGGACUAUGUCAUGCGCUUGGAGGAAGAGCGCGGUCUUAUCAGUGUCUACGGUCAAGGCGAGAUAUCCUACACAGCCGACGACAGUCAGUUACCGGGGAACACAAGCGUGCGUGAUGGCGGCAUGAAUGGUGCUCAACCAGACGGAGACGGCGCAGGGGUAGACUCGGACGUUGACAUCGACAAGUUCGGCAGCCUGAACCUGGAGAUGCAAACCGCUCAGCGAUACUAUCAGAGCUACAUGAACCACAUGUACAAGCUUCAUCCCUUUAUUGACCAGGGUGAACUCGAUCAGAAGGUUGAGAACUUCAUCCGAGUCUACUGCCGUAUGACGCCGUCGCCAAUGACGAGAAAUACGCAGAUGGGCAGUGACGGCCCACGGCCAGCGAAGCGGAAGCGCUCCAAUGAGAAUUUGGGCAUGCGAGGCGAGUUCUUGAGCCCGGGUUCUACACCAAGUCGGCCACCCCGUGUUGGGCGAAACAUCGACAAUGCUAUUGUCAUGCUUUGUCUGGCUCUUGGUGCAAUUUGCGAAUGUCCUGCUCCUAUCCCUGGCCCUAUCAUGGACCAGAGAAUUGAUUACCGCAAUCAGCACAUUCCUACGCCCCUGCCACCAAUUCCCGUCGGAAGCGGGCAGUUUGGUGUCAAUGGUGUGCUCUCGCCUGCCAAUUCGGAUUCUGCCUUGCAAAUGACGACCCCUUUAUACACGGUCCCUAUGCAGGCUACAAGCCAGUCCUUUGGCCCAUCAUCAACAACAUCAACUGCCGAGCCUCGUAGGAAUCUUUCCCGGCGAUCUGUCUCACAUACGCGUGAUGAUGCUGGACAUACGAAGAACUACCAGGUCAUUCCUGGUUUGACGCUUUAUGGAUUCUGUACUGAAAUCCUAGGUCACCUGCAAGGUGCCAAUGAACUCGAGCACGUCCAGGCGGCGUUGCUUGCUGGUUUAUAUGCCGGACAACUGGCCCAUCCGUUCCAAAGUCACAGCUGGAUCUCUCAAGCGUCAAGGGCUUGCCAGGUGCUAGUACGGACAAAGCGUUAUGAAAGACUUGGAGAAGGGGCUGUUCUAGAUCUUUACAAUUUUGCAUACUGGACCUGUCUACAGCUAGAAAGUGAUCUUCUCGCAGAGCUCGACAUUCCAGCCAGCGGCAUCUCGCGGUCUGAGAGCCGCAUGACGCUUCCCAAAGGAAGAUUCACCCUUCCUCUACCUGACGAUCAUGAUGACCCUGCGACCGCGGUGAUGUUGCACUACUCGGCUCAGAUUCAUCUCCGCAAAGUCCUUAAUCGAGUCCACACCGACCUUUACAAGGUCGAGAAGCAAGGCCAGAGACGGUGGUCAUCAACCGUUCAAGAAGCUCUCAGCAUGAACCUUGACCUCUGGCGGACAAGCCUACCAGUUAGUAUGUUGUGGAAAGACUCUGACCCGCCAUCAAAUGAGAUCAACGCUGCUCGCAUGCGUGCAAAGUAUUACGGUGCGCGCUACAUCAUUCACCGACCUCUCCUCUACCACGCCCUGCACUAUGGUCAUACUGGUGCUCGCAUUGGUCCCAUCGGCCAGACUACCAAGGUGGACUCGCCUACUUCAACACAACAGAUGUCUCCGUCUAUGCUGCACUCCAAUCGGGCUCCUAACAUGUCCCGAAUGUCGAGUGAUAUGGGUUCAAGUUCUUCUCUUGGUCACACCUGGGUUCCCCCCAAGGUUGCACUCCGGGAUCUUCCAGCCAAGCUUCGCCGCGCCUGCAAAGUCUGCAUCGACUCGGCAAUUCUAAGUACGGAAGCUUUUGAUGGUGUUGGCGGGCAUCGGUUGGUGGUAACCAAUAUCUUCGGCACAGCUCAUGCUCAAUUCGGCAACAUGCUCGUCCUCUCCGCCACCUACAUGUCCAGCCUGCGAGAACUGGUCGACACAGAAAUCCUCGACCGUCUUCUCAGACGGACGAUAUGCUUCCUCGCCCAAAACGAAAACAUCUCUCCCACCCUCCGGGCCGAUGCCCGCAUCCUCACGGAGAUAUAUCUUAAGAUCUUCGACAAAGAGCCUGAUCUGAGGAAUCUCCCGCCUGGUAUUAACGUAAAUUACCGUUGA
Molecule: messenger RNA, 3168 nt
Organism: Penicillium antarcticum
Lineage: Eukaryota; Fungi; Ascomycota; Eurotiomycetes; Eurotiales; Aspergillaceae
Gene: clcA
Product: putative C6 finger domain protein
Exons: 3
Coding region: 1-3168 (1055 amino acids)
Biological process (GO): regulation of DNA-templated transcription
Molecular function (GO): DNA-binding transcription factor activity, RNA polymerase II-specific; zinc ion binding
Source: RefSeq, a predicted model, not a curated record